Molecule: messenger RNA, 2620 nt
Organism: Xiphias gladius (swordfish)
Lineage: Eukaryota; Metazoa; Chordata; Actinopteri; Istiophoriformes; Xiphiidae
Product: aspartate aminotransferase, cytoplasmic-like
Exons: 9
Coding region: 146-1378 (410 amino acids)
Biological process (GO): L-aspartate biosynthetic process
Cellular component (GO): cytosol
Molecular function (GO): L-aspartate:2-oxoglutarate transaminase activity; pyridoxal phosphate binding
Source: RefSeq, a predicted model, not a curated record
UGUUUGUCCUGAACCAGCGGGGUGAAGGUGAAGACGGCCCGUCUCUCUUCUCUCUGCCUGUCGCUGGAAGCAGCGUUUCUCCCGUUUCUUCCUCCUCCUGCACGGCACCGGGAUCAUCUGCUUCCCCCCCCCACCUCCCCGAGCCAUGUCCGUAUUCAGCGAUGUCCCGCAGGCCCCUCCUGUAGCGGUCUUCAAACUGACCGCCGACUUCAGAGAGGACAGCCACCCGCAGAAGGUGAACCUGGGAGUCGGAGCUUACCGUACCGACGACUGCCAGCCCUGGGUGCUGCCGGUGGUGAAGAAGGUGGAGCGGCUGAUCGUGGAGGACGACAGCCUGAACCACGAGUACCUGCCCAUCCUCGGCCUGCCCGAGUUCCGCUCCGCCUCCUCCAAGGUCGCCCUGGGAGAUGACAGUCCCGCCAUCAAGGAGAACAGGGUUGGGGGAGUUCAGGGUCUGGGUGGCACCGGUGCGCUGAGGAUCGGGGCAGAGUUCCUGCGGCGCUGGUACAACGGCACCAACAACACAGCUACGCCAGUCUACGUCUCAGCGCCCACCUGGGAGAACCACAAUAGCGUGUUUGCUGAUGCUGGCUUCAAAGACAUCCGGCCCUACCACUACUGGGAUGCUGCUAAGAGGGGCCUGGACCUCACCGGGCUCCUGGAUGACCUGGAGAAAGCGCCAGAACGCUCCAUCUUCGUCCUGCACGCCUGCGCACACAACCCCACCGGCACUGACCCGACCCAGGAGGAGUGGAAGAAGAUUGCAGAGAUCAUGAAGAGGAGGAAUUUGUUCGUGUUCUUUGACUCGGCCUACCAGGGCUUCGCCUCUGGCAGUCUGGAUAAAGACGCCUGGGCCAUCCGCUACUUUGUCUCUGAGGGCUUGGAGCUCUUUGUAGCUCAGUCCUUCUCCAAAAACUUCGGCCUGUACAAUGAGAGAGUGGGGAACCUGACGGUGGUUGCCCAGGACAGCGAGAACCUGACCCGCAUCCUGUCUCAGAUGGAGAAGAUUGUCAGGACGACCUGGUCCAACCCACCGUCUCAGGGAGCACGCAUCGUCAGCAAGACCCUCAACUGCCCCGAGCUGUUCGCUGAGUGGAAGGGUAACGUGAAGACCAUGGCAGACCGGGUUCUGCUGAUGAGGGAUCAGCUGAAGACAAAGCUGCAGGCUCUGGGCACCCCGGGGACCUGGGACCACAUCACCCAGCAGAUUGGCAUGUUCAGCUUCACCGGCCUGAACCCCAAACAGGUGGAGUUCAUGAUCAAAGAGAAGCACGUGUACCUGAUGGCCAGCGGUCGCAUCAACAUGUGCGGUCUGACCACCAAGAACAUCGACUAUGUCGCUCAGUCCAUCCACGAGGCCGUCACCAAGAUCCAGUAAAGACCGCUUCCCUGUCCGCCCACUUCCUGCCUCCUGUGCGCCACAGGAAGUACCAUCAUGUCUGUAGCCCCUGUGCCCCCUGUGCCCCGCCCCUGCUUUUCCUCUCCUCCGAUUGGAUAAACUGCAGCAGGAUUUUUGCAGUUGCGCCAAUGGGAGGCAGGAUGUGUUGCUGUUCUCACACAAAAGGUAUAAAUCCCUGGGAGGUGCAAUGACUUUAGGAAAACACUUGAACGGUCAGGUAUUACUGUCUAGCAGAGCUCCGUAUACCCGAAUGUGAAGAAGAUAGAAAGUUGAAAGUCUUUUAUCCAGGUCCCGUCAUUUUUAAAUUUGCCACCUCUGUACUUUCCCAAUCGUUUCCGGUCACAAAUGUUCACUUGAGUGUUUGUUUGUUGCACGUUGGACAUCAGAACGUCAGCCAGUGAGAUUUGUAAUGAAAUUCUCGUGCUUCCUGAAUAAUUUAUAGCACUUCAAGGGAUUGGAUGUGAUGUAUCUGUAGUCUUGAACAAAUGGCAGGACAGACGAGUUAAUGUAAAUAGAUGUAAUAACUGAAAGAGCAUUUGCUGCGUAGGCACUGAAGCAGAUAUAUACUGAACCGUGUGUCUGUGUGUGUGUGUGUGUCUGCCUGUGUGUGUGCGUGAGUGUAUGUGUGUGUAUGUGUCGCACUCGCACACACAUUCACUCACUCACUCACCAUUCAGCCACAACACUAAAAACCAGUUAGCAACAAGUUGUUUUUACGGUUGUUGGUGCGUCUGGUUUUAAUGUUAGAUAAGUUGUUGAAGACAACUAAUCACAGCACAAUCGACUCAUCCCAGCAGAUUCGUUAUUUUCAAGUCUGAGAAAGGGCGUUACGGGUUUAACAGUUAUCGUCUCCAUCGUGUGACUUGGAUCAUUUAAAGGUAAUGCAUGUGCCUGAUGUUGGAGUUUUUGCCUUGUCAGAACUGUGCAGCUAUGUAGAAGAUCGUAAUGUUAGUUGAAGUUCACAGAGCGACUUUGUGUGCCACCAGUGAACAAAAAUCCCCCCCUCCUCGCUCUGUUCUUUUCUCUCCACCCUGCAGUGCCCUUAUCGUGUCACAGAAAGCUUCUGUAAAGUCAGUUGUCGUAACGAGCCACUCUGAUCAGACCUCAGAGCCUGACACUUGUUAGCCACUCAGCCACACUCCUGCGAUUCGGUGUUGUCUGCGGUGGCACACAGCGGUAUGUGUGUUCAUACUGAAAUAAAUUAUAAACCACAGGAACCAA